CUCAUUUCAGGAUAUAAUGGGCACAGAGUAUUCGCAGGCAGGGCUCUGGGCAAUCAAGUUACGUUGGAGCCCAACUUAAACCAGCCGGGGUGGUGGAGGAAGCCCUUAAACCGUGGAAGCCUGUAGUGUGGAUGGCCAGUUGUUAUCGGAAUCUCAGGCCCGUGGGUGCAUGAACAGCAGAGGAGGGUAUUUGAGUGCGCACGUGAGAGAAUGUUGUAUAUGUCAGAUGGGGAAUGUUUGAGAGUGUGUGACAGAGAAACUGCGUGUGAGAGGCUGGGAUGUGCCUCCUUGACGGUGGGUGCUGUUGUGAGGCUGUGACAGGUGAGUGAGUGGCUGUGCUUGCGUGACGGGGAUAUGAGGUGCUUGUCCUUUUCGUGUACGUUGAUUGCGGUGGCACUGCGCUGUCACUUUGAGUCGUGGCUGUAGGUUCCCGGCUGCUUCUUCUCCCUCCUCACAGCUGCUUGCGGCUGACACACACAAAAAAUGUCUGCAAGAGGGAAGUUGGAUACUGAACUCUACAUCAAGUUUUCCAGCAAGAAGACAUUGACUUGCUGUGAGAUUGGAAACGCCUGGGAGGUUAUUUCGUUGUGAGCUCUGAGAGCGAGCUACCUGUCUGAGAACCUCGUCUUUCCCAGAGCUCUGACCCCAGGAACUUGCUGUGAACUUAUACCCAGAUUCCAGCCUCUCUCCUACCUCCAUGUGUUUUAACAACAGAGAAGGCGUGGAGGAUAUUGUGUAAGGAGGCAUUCCGUGUUUCAAGGAAAGGCCUGAUAACUCAUGAUUCUUUUCUCCCUCCCUGGUCCUGCUAUUCCUCAAAAGGACUGUGAUGAGGAGGAAAAAAAUUCUUUCACAUCUAAAAAUCAAUGUUUAGGCUAGUUGGCUUUUUUCCCUCCUAAGAUUACUGGUUUUAGAGUAUGCUUUACUUCAUCUGAAAUGUGUCUGAAUGUCCUAAUACUAAUCUGCUUUCUUUCCAGUAGAUGUUGGGAGCCAUUGAGCUGAAUCUCAUUAACAUUCUCAUAUUUGUCCAGGUGUGGUGGCUCACGCCUGUAAUCCCAGCAUUUUGGGAGGCCAAGGCGGGCGGAUCACUUGAGGUCAGGAGUUCGAGACCAGCCUGGCCAACAUGACGAAACCCCAUCACUACUAAAAAUACAAAAAUUAGUCUGGCGUGAUGGUGCAUGCUUGUAAUCCCACCAUCUUGGCCAGGCUGGUCUCGAACUCCUGACCUCAUGAUCCACCCACCUCGGCCUCCCAAAGUGCUGGGAUUACAGGCGUGAGCCACCGUGCCCAGCCUUAUGUGGAUUAUUUUACUUCAUCUUCAGACUAUUUUAUAUGCUAAAUGACAUUCUCUCCCAAUUUACCAAUGAGACUUUAAGACACAUUUUAUUAAGUAUCAGAGCUUAAAUCUGAAAGUCAUAUCCUAAAAGACUAACAACAGAGUUUGUAUUAGUUACUUCAAGAGACCACCUCUUAAAUAUUACUUUUUUUUUUAAUUUUUUGAGACGGAGUCUCGCUCUGUCGCCCAGGCUAGAGUGCAGUAGCGCGAUCUCGGCUCACUGCAAGCUCUGCCUCCUGGGUUCACGCCAUUCUCCUGCCUCAGCCUCUCCAAGUAGCUGGGACUACAGGUGCCCACCACCACGCCCAGCUAAUUUUUUGUAUUUUUAGUAGAGCCUGGGUUUCACCGUGGUCUCCAUCCCCUGACCUCGUGAUCCGCCCGCCUCGGCCUCCCAAAGUGCUGGGAUUACAAGCGUGAGCCACCACGACCGGCUUUUUUUUUUUUUUUUUUUUUUUUUGAGACAGAGGCUUGCUCUAUGGCCAGGCUGGAGUGCAGCGGCGCAGUCUCGGCUCACUGCAACCUCUGCCUCCCAAGUUCAAGCGAUUCCCCUGCCUCAGCCUCCUGAGGUCCAUUAUAUCAUUAUUAUGUCUUUGCAUCCUCAUAGCUUAGCUUCCACUCAUAAAUGAGAACAUGUAAUGUUUGGUUUUCCAUUCCUGAGUUACUUCACUUAGAAUAAUGGUCUCCAACUCCAUUCAGGUUGCAUCCAAUGCUGUUAUUUCAUUCCUUUUUAUGGCUGAGUAGUAUUCCAUAGUGUAUAUAUAUGUGUACACACACCAAAUUUUCUUUAUCCACUUGUCAAUGAGCAUUUAGGCUGGUUCCAUAUUUUUGCAGUUGUGCUGCUAUAAACAUGUGUGUGCAAGUGUCUUUUUCAUAUAAUUACUUCUGGCUGGGUGCAGUGGCUCACACCUGUAAUCCCAGCAUUUUGGGAGGCUGAGGCCAGCGGAUCACUUAAGGCCAGGAGUUCCAGACCAGCCUGGCCAACAUGGUGAGACUCCUGUCUCUAUCAUUGAAAAAUAAAAUAAAAUAAUUUUAUAUAAUGACUUCUUUUCCUCUGGGUAGAUGCCCAUUAAUGGGACUGCUGGAUCAAAUGGUACUUCUACUUCUAGUUUUUUAAGGAAUCUUCAUACUGUUUUUCAUAGUGGUUAUACUAGUUUUCAUUCCCACUAGUAGUGUAGAAGUGUUCUCUCUUCACCACAACCAUGGCAACAUCUAUUCUCUUUUGAUUUUUUAAAUUAUGGUCAUUCUUAGAGCAGUAAGAUGGUAUCACAUUGUGAUUUUUAUUGGCAUUUUCCUGAUCAUUAGUCAUGUUGAGCAUUUUUUCAUAUGUUUGUUGGCCAUUUGUAUAUCUUCUUUUGAGAAUUGUCUAGUCAUAUCCUUAGCCUACUUUUUGAUGGGAUUAUUUGUUUUUUUUCUUGCUGAUUUGUUUGAGUUCCUUGUAGAUUCUGGAUGUCAGUCCUCUGUUGGAUGUACAGUUUGUGAAUACUUUUUCGUAUCCCGUGGGUUGUCUGUUUACUCUGCUGAUUAUUUCUUUUGCUGUGCAGAAGCUUUUUAGUUUAAUCAAGUCCCAUCUAUUUAUCUUUGGUUGUGUUGCAUUUGCUUUUGGGUUCUUUCUUGGUCAUGAACUCUGCCUAAGCCAAUGCCUAGAAGAGUUUUUCCAAUGUUAUCUUGUAGAAUUUUUAUGGUUUCAGGUCUUAGAUUUAAGUCUUUGAUCCAUCUUGAGUUGAUUUUUCUCUAAGGUGAGAGAUGAAGCUCCAGUUUCAUUCUUCUACACGUGGCUUGCCAAUUAUCCCGCACCAUUUUUUGAAUAGUGUGUCCUUUCCCCACUUUAUGUUUUUGUUUACUUUGUUGAAGAUCAGUUGGCUGUAAGUAUUUGGCUUUAUUCUGGGUUCUCUAUUCUCUCCCAUUGGUCUACAUGCCUGUUUUUAUACCAGUACCAUGCUGUUUUGGUAACGAUUGCCUUGUAGUAUAGUUUGAAGUCAGGGAAUGUUAUGUCUCCAGAUUUGUUCUUUUUGCUUAGUCUUGCAUUGACUAUGCGGGCUCUUUUUUUGUUCCGUUUGCAUUUUAGGAUUGUUUUUUCUAGUUCUGUGAAGAAUGGUGAUUGUAUUUUGAUGGAAAUUGCAUUGAAUUUAUAGAUCGCUUUUGGCAAUAUGGUCAUUUUCGCCAUGCUGAUUCUACCCAUCCAUGAGCAUUGGAUAUGCUUCCAUCUGUUUGUGUCAUCUAUGAUUUCUUUCAGCAGUGUUUUGUAGUUUUCCUUGUAGAGAUCUUUCACCUCCUUGAUUAGGUAUAUUCCUAAGUUUGUUUGUUUUUGUUUUGUUUUGUUUUGUUUGUUUUUGCAGCUGUUGUAAAAGAGAUUGAGUUCUUGAUUUGAUUCUCAGCUUAGCUGAUGUUGGUAUAUAGCAAUGCUACUGAUUUGUGUACAUUAAUUUUGUAUCUUGAAACUUUACUGUAUUUAUCAGAUCUAGGGGCUUUUUGGAUGAGUCUUUAGGGUUUUCUAGGUAUAUGAUUAUAUCAUCGGCAAACAGCAAGUUUGACUUCCUCUUUACCAGUUUGGAUGUCCUUUAUUUCUUUCUCUUGUCUGAUUGCUGUGUCUAGGACUAGUCACUACUUUAAAAUGCCAAUAAUUCAGCAAGGACCAUAAGCUGUAAAUAGGAACGGGUAAGUCAGUGUAUAGUGAAGACCACUAGAGAGAUUCAGGUGGUGUGCCUUGGGAAUUCAUGUGGAGGUGGCAUUGAUUAGAUUCUGGUCAUCAUUGUAACUAAGCCCAUGGAAUCUAUGUGGAAGUUAUUGAAUAUAUUCUGUAAGCUUUUACUAUCUAAUUUUUUCUUCAAGUGAUGUUAGAUAAAAAGUGAAACCAGGCCAGGCGUGGUAGCUCAUGCCUGUAAUCCCAACACUUUGGGAGGUCUAGGAGGGAAGAUCUCUUGAGCCUAGGAGUUUGAGACCAGCCUAGGUAACAUAGUAAGACUCUGUCUCCAAAAAAAAUUUUUUUAAUUAGCCAGGCAUGGUGGUGCACACCUUUAGUCCCAGCCACUCAGGAGGCUGAGGCAGUAGGCUUACUUGAACCUAGAAGCUUGAGUUUGCAGUGAGCUAUGAUUACACCACUGUACUCCAGCCUGGGUGACAGAGCAAGACCCCUGCCCUUUAAAAAAAAAAAAAAAAAAGAGAGUUUAGCAGUAGUCUGGAUGACACUGUAUGUGUGUGUGUACACAUGUAUUUUUUAAGUUAAUGUAUGAACAAUGUUAAAAUGAUUAUGAAAUAUAUUCAAAAAAGAAAAUCAAGAUAGCAACUAAAAGAAAAGUAAUGGUAACAUAUGAUCAUGUUAUAAUGUAACAGAAUAAAUAAAUUACCAGACUUUCUCAAUGUAUUGAUGUCCUACAGCCUGUGCCUCAAUGCUUGUCUGUCUUUUUAAUGAUCCAAUGAUAUUGCACAUUCUGUUUUUUUCAUCUUAAUUUUCUGUGGACAGUAUAUCUAAAAUUUUUAAAUUUUAUUAAAUACAUUUCCCUACUUAGCAUCUGAUAGCUUCUUGGUAUUCUAUUACAUGUAUAUUUUGUCUUUAGCAAGGCAGUUUGUACUCAACACAGAACCAGGCCUAAGCAUUUCCUCCUGUGCUGUGUUCUCACUCAUAUUUUGACCAAUUUCAACUGAUUCUGAUGCCAUAGAAGAGGUUCUAGUUUGAGGCCAGGCGUGGUAGCACAUGCCUGUAAUCUGAAUAGUUUGGGAGGCCAAGGCGGAUAAAUCACCUGAGGCCAGGAGUUCAAGACCAGCCCCGCCAACAUAAUGAAACCCCGUCUCUACUAAAAAUACCAAAAAAAUUAGCUAGGUGUGGUGGUGCACACCUGUAGUCCCAGCUUGGGUGGCUGAGGCAGGAGAAUCGCUUGCCUGGGAGGCAGAUGUUGCAGUGAGCCGAGAUCUCACCACUGCACUCCAGCCUGGGCAACAGAGCGAGACUUCAUCUCAGAAAAAAAAAAAAAAAAAAAGCUUCUAGUUUAAACGAUAAGUCCUCCCUCAGCCUUGGAAGGUGGGAAUGAAGGCAAGUAAAUUUUCUCAUGGAGAAACUGAGCAGCCUAAUCUCAAGUCUAGAUCAGCCUUCCCAAAUUGGAGGCUUGUCUAGAAAACCUCUUGCUAUCUUGUCUGGAUCUGGCUUUAGUGAGCCGGUGACUUACUCUAAAACUACCUUUGUAUAGCUGGGUUUCCUGGGGUGUGAGGGAGUGCUUAGAUUCAUUGUCUGUUUUUCCCUAAGUUAUGUGUUCAGUUGUGAGGGAUUAAUUUGGAAGGAGAAAUGGAGGAGCAGAAAGAUUUUAUUAAAUUAAGUCAUAUUGGGAACACUAACAUCUCUUUUCUUCUCUCAGCUCUGGAUUCUCUGGAGUUUGAAUGUUUCCAGUAUUGGAACCCCACCGAGUAGGACUGAUCAGGUCUUACAAUUCUAAAACCAUGACCUGUAAUUAUUGGAGAUAAACCAUGGAUCUUGCCAAGGAAUUACUGAGAGACAAGUUUUUAUUUUGUGGUUGAAUAUGUUCUGCUGAACUUGGGAGACAUCUUUUUGAUUAUGAGUCAUCCUAUAUCAGUAUCCAUUCUGGAACAAGAAAAGUAUUAAGUGAUGGAAAAUGGUGAUGAAUGAGAAUAUUAUCCUAAGGAGUAAAUAUGUUGAUUUCCAGAACUGGGGAAGACCUUUGAAGUUUUGUCCAACAAAGUAUAUGAAGUUUCAGGAAUUAGUGACAUUCAGGGAUGUGGCCAUAGACUUCUCUCGACAGGAGUGGGAAUACCUGGACCCUAAUCAGAGGGACUUAUACAGGGAUGUGAUGUUGGAGAACUAUAGAAACCUGCUCUCACUGGGAGGACAUUCCAUUUCUAAACCAGUUGUGGUUGAUUUACUGGAGCGAGGAAAAGAGCCCUGGAUGAUUUUGAGGGAAGAAACAGAGUUCACAGAUUUGGAUUUACAGUGUGAGAUAAUCAGCUACAUAGAAGUACCCACUUAUGAAACAGAUAUAUCCUCUACACAACUUCAGAGCAUAUAUAAGAGAGAGAAACUCUAUGAAUGUAAGAAAUGUCAGAAGAAAUUUAGUAGUGGUUAUCAACUUAUUCUACAUCACAGGUUUCAUAUUAUUGAGAGACCCUAUGAAUGCAAAGAGUGUGGGAAGAACUUUCGUAGUGGCUAUCAACUUACUCUACAUCAAAGAUUUCAUACUGGUGAGAAACCCUAUGAAUGUACAGAAUGUGGGAAGAACUUUAGAAGUGGUUAUCAGCUGACUGUGCAUCAGAGAUUUCAUACUGGUGAGAAAACCUAUGAAUGUAGGCGGUGUGGGAAGGCCUUUAUAUAUGCCUCACACAUUGCUCAACAUGAGAGAAUUCACACUGGUGGGAAGCCUUAUGAAUGUCAGGAGUGUGGGAAGGCCUUUAGUCAAGGUGGACACCUUAGAAUUCAUCAGAGAGUUCAUACUGGCGAAAAACCAUAUAAAUGUAAGGAAUGUGGGAAGACUUUUAGUAGGCGCUCAAAUCUUGUUGAACAUGGGCAGAUUCAUACUGAUGAGAAGCCAUACGUGUGUGAGAAAUGUGGAAAAGCCUUUAGAAGAGGUCACCAACUUACCAUACAUCAGAGUGUUCACACUGGUAAAAAGCCAUAUGAGUGUAAAGAAUGUGGGAAGGGCUAUACCACUGCCUCGUACUUUCUUCUACAUCAGAGAAUUCAUAAAGGUGGAAAACCCUAUAAGUGUAAGGAGUGUAAGAAAACCUUUACUUUGUAUAGAAAUCUUACUCGGCAUCAGAAUAUUCAUACCGGUGAGAAACUUUUUGAAUGCAAGCAAUGUGGGAAGACCUAUACUACUGGUUCAAAACUCUUUCAACAUCAGAAAACUCAUACUGGCGAGAAACCCUAUGAAUGCAAGGAAUGCGGAAAGGCCUUUAGCUUGUAUGGCUACCUUAAACAACAUCAGAAAAUUCAUACUGGCAUGAAACGCUUUGAAUGUAAGGAGUGUAAAAAAACCUUUACUUUGUAUAGAAAUCUUACUCGACAUCAGAAUAUUCACACUGGUAAGAAACUUUUUGAAUGUCAGGAAUGUGGGAAGGCCUAUAGUACUGGCUCAAACCUUAUUCAACAUCAGAAAACUCAUACUGGUGAGAAACCCUAUAAAUGUAAGGAAUGCGGAAAGACUUUUAGCUUGCAUGGAUAUCUUAAUCAACAUCAGAAAAUUCAUACUGGUGUGAAACCCUAUGAAUGUAAGGUAUGUAGAAAAACCUUUACUUUCUAUAGAAAUCUUACUCUACAUCAAAGUAUUCAUACUGAUGAGAAACCUUUUGAAUGUAAGGAAUGUGGGAAGACCUUUAGACGUAGUUCACACCUUACUGCACAUCAGAGCAUUCAUGCUGAUAAAAAACCCUAUGAAUGUAAAGAAUGUGGAAAGGCUUUUAAAAUGUAUGGCUACCUUACCCAACAUCAGAAAAUUCAUACUGGUGGAAAACCUUAUGAAUGUAAAGAAUGUGGGAAGGCCUUCAGUCGUGCUUCAAACCUUGUUCAACAUGAGAGAAUUCAUACUGGUGAGAAACCCUAUGUGUGUAAGCAGUGUGGGAAAACCUUCAGAUAUGGUUCAGCCCUUAAAGCCCAUCAGGGAAUUCAUAGGAGCAUAAAAGUGUAAGACCGUAAAGAGUGCGAGUGUGCCAUUCAUCAUCAGACAGUCCACGCUGGUGAGAAAUGAUGGAAUGUUAGUCUUAUAGGUAUGGCUUUAGCAAUUGAGAGAGUUCAAAAUGCAGUUCUUGCCACAUUAGAAAGCAUUCAAUGUCAGUCCUGUUUUAAUGGAAUAUCUGACUAUUCAAUGGUAAAUUAAGAAAAAAAAAAAAAAAAGGAAUCCCAGUUUCUUCACGCCUGCAGCAUCCAUAGCAUGGAUUUUUUUAAAAAAGACUUAGUAAUUAAGGCCGGGCGCGGUCGCUCAGGCCUGUAAUCCCAGCACUUUGGGAAGCCGAGGCGGGUGGAUCACAAGGUCAGGAAAUCGAGACCAUCCUGGCUAACACAAUGAAACCCCAUCUCUAUUAAAAAUACAAAAAAUUAGCUAGGUGUGGUGGCAGGCGCCUAUAAUCCCAGCUACUUGGGAGGCUGAGGCAGGAGAAUAGCGUGAACCCAGGAGGCAGAGCUUGCAGUGAGCAGAGAUGGCGCCACUGCACUCCAGCCUGGGCAACAGAGCGAGACUCCGUCUCAAAAAAAAAAAAAAAAAAACUUAUUAAUUAAAAGGGUGACCAAAAGCCUUUCAUACUAGAUUUCAGUGGCUGUAUUACAAAUUACCCCAAGUCUUAAUGUCUUACCACAACAAUAACUAUCACUCAUAGGUUCUGAGGGUCAGAAAUUCGGAAGAGGCUUAACUGAGUGCUUUUGAAUUGGUUUUUCCAUGAGCUUGCGGUCUUCCGAAGGCUUGUUGGGGCUGAAGGAUCUGUUUUCCAGGUGGCUCGCUCACACUGGCUUGCUGGCUUAGACAGUGAGAGUGCCAGGAGAAAGCUGUGACUUUGGAGCUGUUUUUGUUUGUUUGUUUGUUUGUUUUUGUUUUUUGAGACAGGGUCUUGCUGUAUCACCCAGGCUGGAGUGCAGAGGCAUGAUCAUAUCUCACUGCAGCUUUCAACUUCUGGGCUCAAGCAAUUUGGGUGGCUUCUUGAGCAUAUUUUGCAUAAUGUAGAAAUAUAAGCAAUUUGUACUCAGAGUGCCAGUCAUGGUGUUUUAAAAAUAUGCCCUCAAAUUCUUUGAAACUCUACCCUUCAAACUUGAAGUCUGGCCAGGCACGGUGACUCACGCCUGUAAUCCCAGCACUUUGGGAGACCGAGACCUAGUCAGGCAUGAUGGCUCAUGCCUGUAGUCCCAGCUACUAGGGAGGCUGAGGCAGGAGAAUCGCUUGAACUUGGGAGGCGGAGGCUGCAGUGAGCUGAGAUCGUGCCUCUGCACUCCAGCCUGGGCAAUAGCAUGAGACUCCGUCUCAAAAACAAAAACAACAAGUAAAAAAACCUGAAGUCCAAUUCCCCUCCCUUUGCAUGUGAGCUGAACCUAGUCACUUGCUUCUAAUGAACAGAAUCUUCAGGAUUGCCUUUCCCUGGUGCUCAUGCUCACUUAUUCAUUCACUCUCGUGCAAAUCCGGCCUCCUCUACCUAGGGCUUCUGCAGAGGCUGCUGACAGAACCUUUUAUAGAAGUUUCAUUGAAUGGUGAUUCUCAUAAUUGUCACAUUAGAUAUUGCUGGAGUCUUAACCAAGGGUUUUCAGUAGUCAUGCUCUAUCUGUUCUUUGGAGAACAGAUAACCUGCUGUGAAGUGCCCACUGUGCUCCCUCUCUGAAAUAAUCAUUGUGUUAAUGUUGAGGCCAUGCUUCCCAUGGGCUGCCCCCAGCCCCUUUUCUGAGCAUAACAGAAGUAUUCAUGCUAGUCAAUUCUUAUGAAACCCAGACCCUUCAGCUGGGGAACUGUGAAUCAGCCAGGCUUAAUCUGUCUGCAUACUGCCCUGCGUUUUCAUAGUUUUUCUACCAAUCUUGCUUCAUCCCUCUCCUUCAGAGUCAUCCGUCUUGUACCAUGGCCUGAAGGCUUUCACUGCCUUUCCUGGACCUCUUUUUCAUUCAUAGCCCCUCCUUCCUUCUGAUCUGAUCUUGUUUUUUGCUUUUCAGAGGAUUAAGAUGAACACAUACCCUAAGGUUACCUACAUACUAUGUUUCCCUAACAGCGCUCUGGAUUAUCUUUGUCCAGAGACCAUUUCUGAAGUUUAGCAUCAUUUGCUUUCUGGAGAGGCUGGGAGUUUCCAAAAGCAAGUCCUGGUUCAGUUCUGUUUAACAAUCUUGUUCUAGCUUAUGUCACUUCUUGCGCUUAAGCAACAAGAAGCAAGACACCUUCAACAUUCUGCUUGGAAGUCUCCUAAGCUAAAUUACCCACUUUUUUUGUUGCUGUUGGUUGUUUGUUUUUGUUUCUUAAAGACACAAUCUUGCUUUGUCACCCAAGUUGGAGUGCAGUGGUGUGAUCAUAGCUCACUACAACCUUGACCUCCUGGGCUCAAGUGAUCCGCCCGUCUCAGCCUCAGGAGUAGCUAGGACUACAAGUGUAUGCACAACUACACCUAGCUAAUUCUUUUUUUUUUUUUUUUUUUUUUUUUCUGGUAGAGAUGAGGUCUCCCUAUGUUGCCUGAGCUGGUCUCAAACUCUUGAUCCUCCUACCUUGACCUCCCAAAGUGCUGGGAUUAUAGCGGGAGCCUGGCCCUGUUACACAGUUCUGUAGGUAUUAUUUUGUACUUUUCACAGUUACCACCUGCAGCAAUGUUGCUUUCUGCUAUUACAUAACAAGAAUCCCUUUCUCCAGUCUCCAGUAACAUUUUUCAGUUUUCUUUAAGCCCUCACUUGGAGCCUCUUCAAAAAUAUCCAGGUUUCAUGGCCGGGCGUGGUGGCUCACGCUUGUAAUCCCAGCACUUUGGGAGGCUGAGGCGGGCGGAUCACGAGGUCAGGAGAUCGAGACCAUGGUGAAACCCCGUCUCUACUAAAAAUACAAAAAAAUUAGCUGGGCGUGGUGGUGGUCGCCUGUAGUCCCAGCUACUCGGAGAGGCUGAGGCAGGAGAAUGGUGUGAACCCGGGAGGCGGAGCUUGCAGUGAGCCGAGAUUGCGCCACUGCACUCCAGCCUAGGCGACAGAGCGAGACUCCGUCUCAAAAAAAAAAAAAAAAAAAAUCCAGGUUUCUGCUAAUAAUAUUGUCCAGGCCCUUCCAAUUUCCACCUAAUCUGUGGUCCCAAUGCCCCUCUGACAUUUGUACCUUUUUGUUUCAAUAGCAUGCCUUGUCUAGGUACCAAAAUCUGUUAUCUCAUGCCACAUUCCAAAGAACCCGAAGAAUUAGUGGCUUAAAAUGCCAAUAAAUGUGUAUUUUUCUCACAGUUUCUGUGAGUCAGAAAUUUGGGAGCAGCUAAGCUAGGCAGUUCUAGCUCCAAGUGUCUCAAGAGGUUGUGCUUAUCUAAAGGCUUGACUCAGCUGGAGGAUAUGCUUUCAAAUGGCUUAGUUCUGUGGCUGAUAAGUUUAUACUGGCAAGUUGCUUCUUCUCCCAAGGGGCCUUGUCCAUAAGCUGCAUGAGUGUGCUUGCGAUGUGACAGUCAGAUGUGAUCCUUUUUAUAAUCUCUCUUUGGAAGUUAGUUCUGCCACAUUCUAUUUGUUCCCAGAAAAUCACUAAGUCUGGCCUACAUUCAAUAAGAGAGGAAUUAAGUUUCACCUCUUUUUUUUUUUUUUUGAAGGCAGGAUCUUUCACUGUCAUCUAGUGGAGUGCAUAUGGCUCACUUCAGCCUCAACCUCCUGGGCUUCAGUGAUCCUCCUGCUUCAGCUUCCCGAGUAGCUGGGACUACAGGUGUGCGUCGUCAUGCCCAGCUAAUUUUUAAAUCUUUUGUAGAGAUGGGGGUCUCACCAACUUGCCCAGGCUUGUCUCAAACUCCUAGGCUCAAGCAGUCUUCCCACAGUGUUCCCAAAGUGCUGAGAUUGUAGGCGUGAACCACUGUGCCCAGCCCACUUUCACCUUUUAAAGAGAGAAAUGUCAAAACAUUUGCAGACAUAUUUUUAUUUUUAAAUCACCACACCUAACACCACUCAAUAAUUGUUGAAGUCUCAAAAAUUAGUACUAAUAAACUAACUUGUUAAUGUCACAUACGCAAUAGUGCUUUUAGCCACAGCACAUGCCUUACCUGUCAUCACUGCCACAUAACUCCCUGUGUGUCAUUGGCCAAGAUAUUUAUCAUCUAUGGGAAUUAUUUGCAAAGUAUAAUCAAGAGCCUACAUGAAACCCAGGCAUGGUGGCGCACACCUGUAGUCCCAGCUACUCGGGAGACUGAGGCGGGAGGAUCACUUGAGGCUAGAGUGUAAGGCUGCAGUGCUCUGUGAUGGUGCCUAUGAAUAGCCACUGCACACCAGCCUGGCUUUUUUAGGCCCCGUCUAAAAAGAAAAAAGGUACAUAAGAGUCCUAUUAUGCAGAUGUGGCCCAAAUUAUACUUGUCAAAACCUGGGAAGACUGUUUGGCAUAUAGCGUUAUGCUCAAUAAAUAUGAGCUUUUGGCCGGGCACAGUGGCUUACGCCUGUAAUCUCAGCAGUUUGGGAGGCCGAGGAGGGUGGAUCAUAUGUCAGGAGAUCAAGACCAUCUGGCUAACAUGGUGAAACCCCAUCUCUACAAAAAAUACAAAAAAUUAGCCGGGCAUGGUGACACGCACCUGUGGUCCCAGCUACUCAGAAAGGCGGAGGCAGGAGAAUCACUUGAACCUGGGAGGCGGAGGUUGCAGUGAGCCGAGAUCGUGCCACUGCACUCCAGCCUGGGUGACAGAGCAAGACUCCGUCUUAAAAUAAAUAAAUAAAUAAAUAUGAGCUAUUAUAGAUAUCGUCA
Messenger RNA from Symphalangus syndactylus (siamang), 12678 nucleotides. RefSeq names its product zinc finger protein 573 (gene ZNF573). Gene Ontology annotation, molecular function: DNA-binding transcription factor activity, RNA polymerase II-specific; RNA polymerase II cis-regulatory region sequence-specific DNA binding. The record is from RefSeq and is a predicted model, not a curated record. Gene Ontology annotation, biological process: regulation of transcription by RNA polymerase II. Gene Ontology annotation, cellular component: nucleus. Lineage: Eukaryota; Metazoa; Chordata; Mammalia; Primates; Hylobatidae.